This is a messenger RNA of Belonocnema kinseyi, 3959 nucleotides long. RefSeq names its product protein O-GlcNAcase (gene Oga). Gene Ontology annotation, molecular function: beta-N-acetylglucosaminidase activity. Lineage: Eukaryota; Metazoa; Arthropoda; Insecta; Hymenoptera; Cynipidae. The transcript is spliced from 13 exons. The record is from RefSeq and is a predicted model, not a curated record. Gene Ontology annotation, biological process: glycoprotein metabolic process. The coding region runs from base 307 to 3108 and encodes 933 amino acids.
GCACUCGCAAAUGCAAAACGAGAAAUAUCAACCAUUUAUUUCAGCCUCUUCAACAGUUUAAAAGUUUAUAAAAUUGUUUCAACUUUUUAUAAGUUUCAGUAUGUAUAUGUCCAAGGUUUCAUCGUAGUUUGCGUAACCGAGAAGAAUCUCUAAAAUGUGACGUUAUUUUUCGAAAUACGCGACGACUAUUUUGGAAGGCUUUGUUGCUUUCGACGUGCAAGACCCUGCAAGUGUUUGUAAGUCCCAGUUUCAAUACAUCUGGUCAAUCUUCGUCUUCGUUUCCAAACGUGCCUCUUUGAAUUGGAAAUGGGGGAAACAAAUGGCUCCGCCAAUUCAAAUACAAAGAAUGGUAAUUUUAUCUGCGGAGUGGUGGAGGGAUUUUAUGGUCGUCCAUGGACCACAGAACAACGAAAGGAUCUCUUCCGAAAAUUAAAGAAAUGGGGCAUGGACUCGUACCUUUAUGCUCCAAAAGACGAUUACAAACAUCGUGCUUACUGGCGAGAUUUGUAUACGGUCGAAGAAGCCGAGCAUUUAACAGGACUGAUCACUGCCGCCCGAGAGAGUGGAAUCACGUUUUACUAUGCCUUAUCUCCAGGUCUUGACAUUACUUACUCCAGUGCGAAGGAAGUAACCGCUUUAAAGAGGAAAUUAGAACAAGUUAGUCAAUUCGGUUGCAUCGCUUUUGCUCUACUCUUUGAUGACAUUGAACCGGAGAUGAGUGAAGCGGACAAGGAGAUGUUUCAGUCAUUCGCACAUGCUCAAGUUUCUGUAACGAACGAUAUUUUCCAACACCUCGGGCAACCACGUUUUCUCUUAUGUCCAACGCAAUAUUGUGCGACUCGUGCUGUGCCAAAUGUUUCCACCUCAGAAUACCUGAAUACACUUGGCAGUAAACUAGCACAAGAAAUCGAUAUAAUGUGGACAGGUCCAAAAGUUAUAUCGCGGCUGUUGACCGUUGAAUCUAUUGAAGAGAUCACUGAAGUUCUGCGGAGGCCACCAGUGAUCUGGGAUAAUAUACACGCCAAUGAUUAUGAUCAGAAGCGUGUAUUUCUCGGCCCAUACUCUGGACGAUCUCCCGACCUCAUUCCAAAACUCAGAGGUGUACUGACGAAUCCUAAUUGUGAGUACGGAGCCAACUUUGUAGCAAUCCAUACCCUGGCACAGUGGAGCAGGUGUAACGUCGAUGGGAAGAGAGACUUGAGUUUAAAUGACACAGUUUCUGCUGAUAUAAAAUUGGAAACGGAAACGGAGGACGGGGUUAUAGGUGAAGAUGUGCCUUCGACACUAUCGGCAAAUAUGUAUCACCCACGGCAUGCAUUAAAAAAUGCAAUCAAUGAGUGGUUGCCAGAGUUUAGUAAAAAGCGUACUGCAUGGGGAGUUAUAGCGAAGCCACAACCCUGUGUUGCGCCCACGAUACCAAUUCCCAUCAUUCCUUCCGUUAAUACUUGUAUGAGCCUCACAACGACAACCAAUACUACCGUAGCCGCGGUUCCAAUUGUGGCCAGCAAUUCGAAUCAUCUGCAAGCACUAGCAGAGGUUUGUUCCAGUGUCACUAGCAAUGAAAUCUUUGUACCACCUCCAGGUCCUAUCAUGAAUUCUUUGAUAUCCGAAACAAAAGUUGUAAGCGAACUCGUGCUACCUCCUUCAGGGGUAAUUGUUGGAGUGGAUAUGGCAUCUAAAAUAUUAUCUUCAACCGAACCAAUGGACUGCAAUACGACUCCUAGUAAUUCGCCGGCUCAUGUCGCUAAAAUACCCCCGGAAGACGAUGUUAUGGUAGAAAACAUUUCGACCUUCAGCGGAACUUCGGGGAGUAUGCAAGUUGAAGUAGACACAACUUCCUCGACUAUUAAUGGUAAUCAGAUGGUGGUUGAAAAUGACAAUGAGAACCACGAAAGCAGUGAGAAUAACGAAAAUAAUGACAUUGCAAGUAAAACUGCAGAAAAUCACAAUCAUAAAGAAGUCAAUAAGCUUACACAGGAAGAUCUCUCUCUUUUGUGCGAUCUCUUUUACCUGCCUUUUGAACACGGCGGACAAGGAAUUCAAUUGCUACAAGAAUUCAACUGGCUGAAGAGCAACGCGCACAUUGUUAUACAUAAGUCGAAGGAUGAAGAACCUAGCUCAAAACCUGAUGUUGAUGAAUGGCAUUCUCGAGCUUCGAAAAUGAACGAAAUGUCUACCGCAGUGAACAGACUCUUCCAGCGACUAACUUAUUGCAACAACCGCGAAUUAUUAUACGACUUGUAUUCGUAUGUAUGGGAUAUGCGAGGAGUCGUUUCGUUAUUAAACACUUACAUCAAGUGGCUUGCGUUUGGCAGAUUUCCAUCCACGAUGACAACCUUUACGCAAGGCAGCUACACAUGGUUUUCGAACGGGUGGAAGGAAACUUUUAUGAGCGGAGAUCAAGAGCCUUGGGUAUUUCGAGGUGGCCUCACAGCUGAUCUUCAGAGACUGAUACCCGUCGACAGUGGAAACGAUUUGUUUGUAUAUAAAGCACCGGAAAUUCCUACAAGCAAGAUAUACACUAUUCGGCCUUAUUUGCCGGCCGAUGAAGAUGCAGUUUACGCCGUUUGCAAUAGAAUGGCUGGUUGCACAUUAUCUUCUGCAGUUGCUGAUAGACUUGUGGGAGACUACUUGACUUUGAGUCCAGAGUUUUGCAUGAUUGUAGAAGAGGAAGAGGAAUGUAUUGUCGGAUACGCCUUAGCAGUAUUGAAUAUCAAGAAUCAUAAUCAAAAGAUGGCAAUUUCUUGGAUUCCGGAACUGAGAUCCAAGUAUCCAUUAAGCGAAUCCGUCAAUGACUUACCGCAAAAUAUUCAGGAGGCAAUUCAAUAUUUCCACUCUUACAAUCCCGACGUGCCAGAGCAAUUGAGCAGACAGCAUCCAUCCCGUAUUAUGUGUUCAGUAUUACCAACUGUAACGGAUCAGUCUGUUCCGAAAAGGCUUAUUACUUGCAUCCUCGCGGCUUUGAGGGCCAAUGGUUCUUUCGGCGUUCACACGACGAUACCAGCUAAGGAUAAGGAAACUCAUGAAUUCUAUGCCAAACUUGGGUUUGUAGAUUACGCGCCGAGUUUGGAUGAUAAUUCAACGCUCCUGAUGUGCAGGAGUUUCUAACAGAAACGGAGUAUUGGUGUAAUAAUUGCCAACAAAGUGCUUCUGCUAGGAUGAAUGUCAAAGAAACAAGAGAACCUUUUGGGACAAUUGGCUGCAAAAUCGCACUAUUGUUAACACACCGGCAGUGAGACUAAUCGUAAGAAAAAAAUAUUCGGAGGACUUUCUCAUAAAGAUGUAUGUAUCAUUACACAAUUUGGAGGAAUCAGAAGUCUCGUCUUGAUAUAGGAGUAUCAAGGCUUGUCAAAUCAUGUGGAACCUUGCAUACUCUACAUUCAUACGAUACACCAAUCUACGCGUUAAUAUAAAUUUUAACGCAAAGCGAGUUGUAAAUAUAUUAUACUUAAGUGGAUAAACAAAUUUACAUUUCAGCAUAUCGAAAGUAAGAUUAAAAUAGCUCAACGAACGAAUGAAAGAAUUAAAAAUUAUGCUAUAUGUGACCGUCCACGAAAAAGGAACCCAACUCCUGGAAAGUGCAUUUUACAGGAGGACCGAUUGAAGAGGUGAUCCAACACAGGAACACUAUUAAAGGACAUUUUUGUAAAACACUAAAAACAGAUUUUUUGCGAGUUGGGUUCCUUUCUUUAUGGACAGUCACACAUGUAUAAAGUACUUUUUGUCAGUGUCAGUAGCAUUUUCACAGCAGUUUCAAUCUUGGUCCAUUUUGAUAAAAAACUAUAUCCAACCUUAAAUGCAAUUAAAUCUAUGCUGGUUGGAAACUCAAUGUAAUUAAGGUGUUCAUUUCAUUCAUUGUAAUGCUGCGUGAAUUUAAGCAAGCAAACAUUUUAAUGGAACUGGUAGAGAUCAGAUACAAGUCUUAAUCAUUAUUUUAAUUAUCCUAAUAGAAUAGAAUA